AUGGCCCUGAGCCCGGAGCCCGCGAGCAGGUCCCCCAUCCUGGCUGCGAGGGGCGGUCCCACGGCCGAGCCACCCGGCAGCCUAAACGCGUCCCUGAACAGCUCGUGGGCCAGCUCCGCGGGGCCCAGCUCCCUGGAGGACCAGGUGGCCACAGGCGCUCUUGGGGUGGUGCUCCUGGCCAUUGGCACGGUGGGCGUGGCGGGCAACGUGUACGUCCUGGUGGUCCUGGGCCGCUUCCCCCGCGCCUCGGCCUCUCUGCGCGUCUACGUGGUCAGCCUGGCGCUGGCCGACCUGCUCUACCUGCUCAGCGUCCCCUUCGUGGUGGCCACCUACGUCUCCCGCGAGUGGCACUUCGGGGACGCGGGCUGCCGCGUGCUGCCCAGCCUGGACCUGCUGACCAUGCACGCCAGCAGCUUCACGCUGGCCCUCCUGAGUGGCGAGCGCUGCGCAGCCGUGCUGAGGCCGCUGGACGCGGCACGCAGGCCCGGGCGCUACCGCAAGGCCCUGGCACUGGGCGCGUGGCUGCUGGCGCUGCUGCUGGCGCUGCCCAUGGCCCUGGCCGUGCGGCUGGUGCCCAGGGGCGGCAAGGGCGUCUGCCGGCCGGCCUGGGGCCCGCGCACCCACCGCGCCUACCUGACGCUGCUCUUCGGCACCAGCAUGGUGGGCCCCGGCCUGGCCAUCGGGCUGCUGCACGCGCGCCUGGCCCGGGCCUACUGGCGGGCGCAGCGGGCCUCCUUCCCGCGGGCGCGGCGGCUGCCCGCCCCCCGGGUGCUGCGCCUCGUCCUGGCCAUCGUGCUGCUCUUCUGGGCCUGCUUCCUGCCCUUCUGGACGUGGCAGCUGCUGGCGCAGUACCGCGGGGUCCCGCUCCCGGCCCGCGGCGCCCGCCUCGCCAACUACCUGACCACCUGCCUCACCUACGGCAACAGCUGCCUCAACCCCUUCCUCUACACGCUGCUCACCAGGCACUUCCGGGACUUCCGCCGGCGCCGCCCGGGCCGGGUCUGCACCUGAGCUCCGGGUGCGGGUGGGGUGGCCAUGGCCCCUCGCAGCCCCAUCCCUGCCGACAGCC
Molecule: messenger RNA, 1069 nt
Organism: Myotis myotis
Lineage: Eukaryota; Metazoa; Chordata; Mammalia; Chiroptera; Vespertilionidae
Gene: UTS2R
Product: urotensin 2 receptor
Exons: 1
Coding region: 1-1011 (336 amino acids)
Biological process (GO): blood vessel diameter maintenance; neuropeptide signaling pathway; regulation of blood pressure
Cellular component (GO): membrane
Molecular function (GO): urotensin II receptor activity
Source: RefSeq, a predicted model, not a curated record